Molecule: messenger RNA, 1185 nt
Organism: Elaeis guineensis (African oil palm)
Lineage: Eukaryota; Viridiplantae; Streptophyta; Magnoliopsida; Arecales; Arecaceae
Product: aquaporin PIP2-7
Biological process (GO): transmembrane transport
Cellular component (GO): membrane
Molecular function (GO): channel activity
Source: RefSeq, a predicted model, not a curated record
ACCCCUCUAUCCUCCCUCUCGCGUUCCAUAACAGGAGAAGAGGAGAGUCCUUCAGAGGAAAGUAAAGAGAGGAAGAAGAAAGGGAUAGAGAGUAUGGUGAAGGAGAUGAGCAUGGAGGGGGAGCACCAGAUGGUGAAGGACUACAAGGACCCACCGCCGGCGCCACUGCUGGGGGUGGAGGAGCUCCGGCGGUGGGCGCUCUACCGCGCCCUGAUCGCCGAGUUCAUUGCCACACUCCUCUUCCUCUACGUCACCAUCGCCACCGUCAUCGGCUACAAGCGGCAAUCGCAAGCCGAUCGAUGCAACGGCGUCGGCCUCCUCGGCGUUGCAUGGUCCUUCGGCGGCAUGAUCUUCGUCCUCGUCUAUUGCACCGCCGGCAUCUCCGGUGGACACAUCAAUCCGGCGGUGACGUUCGGGUUGUUCUUGGCGAGGAAGGUGUCAUUGAUCCGAGCGGUUCUCUACAUGGUGGCUCAGUGUCUGGGGGCCAUUUGCGGGGCGGGAUUGGUGAAGGCAUUCAUGAAGCACUCCUAUAACUCUCUUGGUGGCGGAGCUAGCGAGGUGGCGCCAGGGUACUCCAAGGGCAGCGCCCUGGGCGCCGAGAUCAUCGGCACCUUCAUCCUUGUCUACACCGUCUUCUCCGCCACCGAUCCGAAGCGCAAGGCCCGCGAUAGUCACGUCCCGGUUUUGGGGCCUCUACCGAUCGGGUUUUCGGUGUUCAUGGUGCAUUUAGCUACGAUACCGAUCACGGGGACCAGCAUUAAUCCGGCGAGGAGCUUCGGUCCGGCAGUUAUCUACAACCAGCACAAGGCCUGGCGUGAUCAGUGGAUCUUUUGGGUGGGACCGAUGCUUGGUGCGGCGGCCGCGGCGGCGUACCACCAGUACGUGCUAAGGGCUCACGUCGUCAAGGCCUUGACCUCGUUCCGCAGCAACUCUCACAACUGAGCUCUGCCUCUACCUUAAUCUUCUUCUUCUUUGGUUGUAGACAUGACUAUGAAAAAAAUUUCGUCGAUGUUGUGGGGUGUGUGGUUUGAGUGCUUUUCUUUUCAUGUUCUCUCGUGAUGUCUCUUUACUUAUUGUGCUAGAAGGAUGAUGUGUGGUAUUUGUUUCAUUCAGUGGCGGGAUUGUGGUCCUAAUCAGAUCAUGUACUGCUUUAAUUAUAAUAUUGUGCUUUUUAGCCUUUUACAA